GCCGCUGCCAGCGCUGCAGUGUGGUGCAGGGUCUUAGAUUCGGUGAAAGCGCCAGAACUGCCAUUGGAUGUCGUUGAGGAAAGAAUGCAGGCCUUACAACAGCGCCUGCUGCGUUUCGCUGCAACUGGGGGCGAUCCCAGCGCUGCCACGCUGAUUAUGGUGGAGACUAGCAACCUCUUGGACUUCCUUGGUCUGCGACAUCACCCGGCCUCGUCAUCUCUUCGCAGCUGCGUGGGCGAGCUCUCCAAGCGGCCACAGGGACGCAUGGUCGCCCUGACGGACGCGGUGAAGGUGGUGGCAGGUCUCCGACAAUUCAUCGAUGCGCUGUACGGCGAUGCGAAUCACACCACAACCAUCCAGGACCAGCACCUGAUGGAAGCCCUGGGCUGCGCCUGCGGACCGGGCUGGCAGGGUCGAUGUGAAGAGAUUUUGCAGCGGCGUGAGUGGUCCCCCGAAAACUACUUGGAGGAGGAGGAUGAGACCGUUCAACGUGCUCGCGCUUGGCUCAACUCGCGCGGUCUCUGCGAUACUUCGCCGGCGGCCUUGGAGCAGGGCGAGGUGUCCACGAGUCCGCUGCGAGACCCCCAGCUGCCCACGGCCUCCCAACGCCGCUCCUCCCGGCGCCCCACGGCCACCACGCCGACACCGAAGCGCGCGCCGCGGCCGUGGGCCGCAGAGGUGAGACGACAGGAAGCCAUGAGCGAUCGGCUCAAGGCCAAAGCCUGUGCCGAAAAAAUGCCAUUGCCAUGUCCUGACGCAGUGAGGCGAGCACAGCAACGUGCCAAGAAGAUACAGCUGAAACAGGCUGAGGAGGAGGCGUUGAAGCUGGAACAACGUCUUUACCAUGGUCAACUGGUGGCGGCCAAAACCGCGGAGCUCUUUCGAGAGCGGGAUCAGCGACGUGUUCGCAGUGCUCGCAGCGUGUCCAGAGAAAGGAAGGACCUGACUGGGCGUUCUUUGCUGGACAGCCACCGGGAGAGACCUAGGUGGUGCGCGCCGGCGCCUGAACCCUGUCCCGGCCAGUGA
Molecule: messenger RNA, 1026 nt
Organism: Cladocopium goreaui
Lineage: Eukaryota; Dinophyceae; Suessiales; Symbiodiniaceae
Source: the annotation of a GenBank genome assembly